Molecule: messenger RNA, 726 nt
Organism: Colletotrichum navitas
Lineage: Eukaryota; Fungi; Ascomycota; Sordariomycetes; Glomerellales; Glomerellaceae
Product: pH-response regulator
Exons: 2
Coding region: 1-726 (241 amino acids)
Cellular component (GO): growing cell tip; cell division site; plasma membrane
Source: RefSeq, a predicted model, not a curated record
AUGGCUGUCACCGGCUUCAUCCACCACUUUGGGAGCUUCUUGCUCCUUGCAGCAACGAUCCUCCUAAUUAUCACCACUAUUUCUGCCCCAGUGGUGCACCACAUCUCUCUCUUGACCGUGAAGCUGGGUCAAUCUUCCGCCGGCCGAGAGAUCACAUUUGGCACGUUCGGAUGGUGUGUCAUUGACGGCUCUGCAGAUGGCUCCGACCAGUGCAGCCGCUCUAGCGUCGGGUACUCGCCCGCCGACAUCAUCGGCGAGGCCGAUGCCACGCAGUUGGGCGCCUGGUCCUCCGAUGCCGUCGAGGCCCUGACCCGCGUCAUGAUUCUCAACCCCAUCGCCGCCGGCGUCUCCUUCAUCGCCUUUGUGCUCUCCGUCGGCGCCGGCAUGUUCGGCUCCUUCUUCGCCGCCCUCGUCUCCGGCACCGCCUUCCUCAUCACCAUCGUCGCCCUCAUCUGCGACUGGGUCAUGCUCGCGACCAUCCGCCGCAAAGUCAACGGCGACAACAACGGCGACGACGGCAGCUACGCCCACUACGGCGUUGCGCUCUGGACCCUCCUGGCCGCCGCCAUCUGCCUGCUCAUCGGCACCGUCGUCGUCUUCUUCACCUGCUGCAGCGGGCGUCUGCACAAGCGCCGCCAGCAGCGGGCCAAGGUCGACAACUUCUCCCCUCCCGCCACCCAAACCACCUACCGGCGUCGCCGCUGGUGGCAGCGCAGCCGCUACUAG